AUGACAAAAAAAGAUAGUGGUGAAUAUAAGGCAACAACAAUCAAGCAGGCUGUUGAUGCAAUUAAUAGAUAUCUUAGUAAAAAUAAUACAAUUCAUGAAAAAGAAUUGGGUAAAAAAAAAGGAUCAAUAGCAUUAACAGCUCAGCAAGACAUUGGGCAAAAAAUAAAAGUAAAACUUCUAGAAGAAAUUUUAACAAACCAUUCUGAAAGAAAAACUGCUGCCCAAAUUCUUCAGAAUGCCAAUAUACCAGAAAAUACUAUUAUGAAUAUCACAGAUCAUAAGA
Cetraspora pellucida is the source of this 283-nucleotide messenger RNA. The record is from the annotation of a GenBank genome assembly. Lineage: Eukaryota; Fungi; Glomeromycota; Glomeromycetes; Diversisporales; Gigasporaceae.